AUGGGAAUUUGCACAUCCAAACCGAAACCCAUCCAAGAACGUAAUCCUCGUUCAUCAGUUGGUGAAAUCAAGGGACAGGCCCAGAAUAAAGAGAAGCCAAUCGCGCCGGAGAAUAACAGCAAUGGCGAAAAUGGCGUGAACGUCGUGGAGAAGAAGAAGAAGAGCGAGGAAAACUCGGAAGCGGGUAGAAAAUCCCCGUUUUUGCCGUUCUUCUACAGCCCCAGCCCAGCCCAUUACCUUUUCUCGAAGAAAUCUCCGGCGAGAUCUCCUGCGCAGGGUACCGGGACCCCGAGGAGGUUCUUCAAGCGGCCGUUUCCGCCGCCGUCUCCGGCGAAGCACAUCAAGGCGGUGCUCGCGCGGCGGCACGGGUCCGUGAAGCCGAACGAGGCGGCCAUACCGGAAGGGAACGAGGUUUCUGAAUCGGCUGGCCUGGACAAGAGCUUUGGGUUCUCCAAGAAGUUUUACGACAAGUACGAGCUCGGGGAAGAGGUUGGUAGGGGGCAUUUUGGGUAUACUUGUCGGGCCAAGUUCAAGAAAGGGGAGCUCAAAGGGCAAGAAAUUGCUGUUAAGGUCAUUCCAAAAGCAAAGAUGACCACUGCUAUUGCUAUUGAAGAUGUUAGAAAGGAGGUGAAAAUAUUACGAGCUUUGACAGGUCACAGCAAUUUAAUACAGUUUUAUGAUGCUUUUGAAGACCAUGACAACGUCUACAUUGUGAUGGAGUUAUGUGAAGGAGGUGAGCUUUUGGACCGAAUACUUUCAAGGGGUGGUAAAUAUGCGGAAGAGGAUGCAAAGGCAGUGAUGAUACAAAUACUUAAUGUUGUCUCAUUCUGCCAUCUUCAAGGAGUGGUGCAUCGUGAUCUUAAACCCGAGAAUUUCCUAUUUACAUCCAAGGAAGAAAACUCGCUACUGAAGGCCAUAGACUUUGGUUUGUCCGAUUUUGUGAAACCAGAUGAGAGGCUUAACGACAUUGUAGGCAGUGCAUAUUACGUGGCACCCGAAGUUUUACACAGGGCAUACAGUACAGAGGCCGAUGUUUGGAGUAUAGGUGUGAUAGCUUAUAUUCUUCUGUGUGGCAGCCGCCCGUUUUGGGCUCGAACGGAAUCUGGGAUUUUUCGGGCCGUUGUGAAAGCUGAGCCUACUUACGAGGAACAACCCUGGCCCACACUUUCAUUGGAGGCUAAGGACUUCGUAAAGCGCCUCCUGAACAAGGACCCGAGGAAAAGGAUGACUGCACCUCAAGCCUUAUGUCAUCCAUGGAUAAAAAAUAUUAAUGGCGUAAAAGUGCCGUUGGACAUAUUAAUAUUUAAACUUAUGAAAGCUUACAUGCGUUCAUCUCCCCUAAGGAAAGCUGCUUUACGGGCUUUAUCUAAAACUCUGACUGUAGACGAACUCUUCUAUCUAAGAGAGCAAUUUGCACAUUUGGAGCCAAGCAAAAACGGAACAAUUAGCUUGGACAACAUUAAAGCGGCCUUGAAGAAGAACGCUACUGAUGCCAUGAACGAGUCGCGAAUUUAUGAUUAUCUUUCUUCGCUUAGUGCCCUUCAGUAUAGACGAAUGGAUUUCGAAGAAUUUUGUGCUGCAGCAACAAGUGUAUACCAGUUAGAAGCUCUCGAUAGAUGGGAGCAACACGCUCGUUGUGCCUAUGAACUUUUUGAUAAGGAAGGGAACCGAACUAUCAUGAUCGAGGAAUUAGCUUCGGAGCUUGGGCUUAGCCCAAGUGUUCCGGUUCAUGCAGUUCUCCAUGACUGGAUUAGGCACACAGAUGGAAAGCUUAGUUUUCUUGGAUAUGUUAAGUUAUUGCACGGUGUUUCGAGCCGAUCGCUUGCCAAAGUACACUGA
This is a messenger RNA of Striga hermonthica, 1839 nucleotides long. Lineage: Eukaryota; Viridiplantae; Streptophyta; Magnoliopsida; Lamiales; Orobanchaceae. The record is from the annotation of a GenBank genome assembly.